AUGGGCCCUGCUCACAACUAUGAGCCCGUCAAGGACGACGAGGCAACCGAUGAUACCCCAUUUCUUGGAACCCAAGAGCUCAAAAAUAUACAAUAUACCACAUCACCAGCAUGGUGGAAACUUUUACUAAGCCAUCUUCUCGCAGCUGUUGUCGGCGCGGGUGUCAUGUUUUUCGUCGCUCGAGCCACUUCUACAUCACAUUCUACUACCAACAGCGCAACGGCCCUCGCUGCCGCUACACCCACCACUAUUACAUCCACAGUCUUUGUAACCCCCACACCCUCCGUGGAGGUUGUGGAAACUGGAGUUGAAACCACCAACCCAUUAGCUGGCAAGAUUCUCGACUGUGGAGGUAACCCACAAGAAGCUCGUGAGAAAGGUUGUGUGUACGACGUGAUGAUGCAAGACUGGGUUCCUCUACCAUGCUACGACGAAGUCUUGACCGAGAAAUACCUGGCUGAAGGAAACUGGACUUGGUAUAUGGAUGGUGAUGGCAAGACCACCCUCCCUCUGGAGGACAUGCGCAAAGGAGAACACGGCUCUGCAUGGAUGGCAACAAGCUAUCACAAAGCACAUUGCGUCUUCUCCUGGCUCAAGAUCGUUCGUGCUUUGCGCAACGAUAGAGGUAUCAGUCAGGAACUGCUGUCCUACGACCACGUUCUGCACUGUGCCCACGGAGCUUUACGAGAAAACUCGGAAGAUCAAGGUCUGGGAGUCCGUGCGCCAACGAACUACGCGAGAUGCGCCUUGUACGAUACUUGGCAACGCGACUUGAUUCCGGACAAACAUGAUUCAACCUCGAAAUAA
Molecule: messenger RNA, 807 nt
Organism: Exophiala bonariae
Lineage: Eukaryota; Fungi; Ascomycota; Eurotiomycetes; Chaetothyriales; Herpotrichiellaceae
Exons: 1
Coding region: 1-807 (268 amino acids)
Source: RefSeq, a predicted model, not a curated record